This is a messenger RNA of Pseudocercospora fijiensis CIRAD86, 1350 nucleotides long. RefSeq lists its product as uncharacterized. The transcript has 2 exons. The record is from RefSeq and is a predicted model, not a curated record. Gene Ontology annotation, molecular function: clathrin-cargo adaptor activity. Gene Ontology annotation, cellular component: clathrin adaptor complex; clathrin-coated vesicle. Gene Ontology annotation, biological process: intracellular protein transport; vesicle-mediated transport. Lineage: Eukaryota; Fungi; Ascomycota; Dothideomycetes; Mycosphaerellales; Mycosphaerellaceae. Bases 1 to 1350 code for a protein of 449 amino acids.
AUGGCCUCCGCCAUCUUCUUUCUGGACCUGAAGGGCAAGACGCUCUUGGCGCGCAACUACCGCGGUGACAUUCCCAUGAGCGCUGUCGAAAAGUUCCCAAUCUUGCUAUCAGAGGCCGAAGAAGAAUCCUCGAGCGUACCGCCAUGCUUCACCGACGAGGGCAUAAAUUACCUCUACAUACGACACAAUAACCUUUACCUGCUGGCUCUUACGAAGAAGAACAGCAAUGCUGCAGAAAUACUCCUCUUCUUACAUCGCAUCGUGGAGGUGUUCACAGAAUACUUCAAAGAGCUUGAAGAGGAAUCGAUACGAGACAACUUUGUCGUUAUCUACGAAUUGCUGGACGAGAUGAUGGACUUUGGAUAUCCUCAAACGACAGAGACCAAAAUAUUGCAGGAAUAUAUCACACAAGAAUCGCAUAAAUUGGAAGUGCAGGCACGACCUCCUAUUGCGGUCACUAAUGCUGUCAGCUGGAGAAGUGAAGGUAUACGAUACAGGAAGAACGAGGUCUUCUUGGAUGUGGUCGAAUCACUCAACUUGUUGGUGUCAAGCACUGGCAAUGUUUUACGAUCGGAAAUUCUGGGUGCUAUCAAGAUGAAGUGCUAUCUUUCUGGUAUGCCUGAACUUCGGUUAGGCUUAAACGACAAGGCUAUGUUUGAGACAACAGGACGAGCAACGAGAGGAAAGGCUGUCGAGAUGGAGGAUGUCAAAUUUCACCAAUGCGUGCGGUUAUCAAGAUUCGAGAACGACCGCACGAUCAGUUUCAUUCCCCCCGACGGCGAGUUUGAACUCAUGUCAUAUCGUCUCAAUACACAGGUCAAGCCCUUGAUCUGGGUGGAAUGCAUCGUCGAAUCUCAUUCUGGAUCACGCAUUGAAUAUAUGCUCAAGGCCAAAGCACAGUUCAAACGGAGGUCGACAGCAAACAAUGUCGAAAUUUCCAUUCCGGUGCCAGAUGAUGCAGAUACUCCACGAUUCAGGACAAACAUCGGAUCUGUACACUAUGCGCCAGAGACGUCGAGCAUAGUUUGGAAGAUCAAGCAGUUCGGCGGCGGCAAAGAAUUCUUGAUGCGUGCCGAACUCGGAUUACCUUCAGUGAAAGGCGACGAAGAGCGAGGUGGUGGAAUGAUGGGAGGCUUUGGUGGUAGUAUGGGUGGUGUUGGGGGGACUGGAAAGGCGAAGCGCCCGAUCAACGUCAAAUUCGAGAUUCCAUAUUUCACAACAUCGGGAAUCCAGGUGCGGUACCUGAAGAUCAUUGAACCCAAGCUGCAAUACCCGUCACUGCCGUGGGUGCGCUACAUCACACAAUCUGGCGACAUUGCAGUGCGACUGCCAGACGUCGCGACGACAUAG